Molecule: messenger RNA, 1549 nt
Organism: Dunckerocampus dactyliophorus (ringed pipefish)
Lineage: Eukaryota; Metazoa; Chordata; Actinopteri; Syngnathiformes; Syngnathidae
Product: oocyte zinc finger protein XlCOF6.1-like
Exons: 2
Coding region: 157-1410 (417 amino acids)
Source: RefSeq, a predicted model, not a curated record
UUGGUUAGUCAGGACACUAGGACAGCAAAGAAAGGCAGAGAAGAAGAAGCCAUCCUGCGUAAUGUGAAGACGGUUCAAAUAGCGUCUCGUCUUUUGUGUGUUGCAGGUGGCAGUGAAGAACAUUUUCCCCUAGAGCAGCAGGAGUGGAGCUCCAGGAUGGAUCCACAGCCCCACCACAUUAAAGAGGAAGAGGAUGAGCCACAGCCCCACUACAUGAAAUGGGAAGAGGAGGAGCCACAGCCCUCCCACAUUAAAAAGGAAGAGGAGGAUCACAUCAUCAGUCAGGAGGGAUGGCUUCUUGAAGGACUGGAAGAGUUCCCAUUAAUAGGUGUCCCUGUGAAGAGUGACGAUGAUGACGACACAGAUCAAAGUGAAGAGAAGAGCGAGGUGGAGCCUCCAAGCAGCAGCUCAACUCAGCACAUGACAACAGAAGCUGAUGGAGACCGGUCACAAGCAGACCAACUAUUAGCUCCACUAUCAGAUAGUGACGACACAUCAUACUCUCCUGACACUGAUGAUGAAGCCUCUAAAUCUGAUAUGACAUGUCACACUGACAACACACGCUUUAAAUGCUCUCAAUGUGACAAAACUUUUAAUUACCGUAGUCAUCUGAAAAGACACAUGCGAAUACAUACUGGAGAGAAACCAUUCAUGUGUUCACUUUGUUGUAAAAGAUUUUCGCGGAAGUCGCAUUUGACAAGGCACACAAGAAUACACACAGGAGAGAAACCUUUUACCUGUUCAGUCUGUGCUAUAGGUUUCGUACGAAAAGAUGAGUUGAAAAUACACACAAGAAUACACACCGGAGAAAAGCCUUUUUCCUGUUCAAUCUGUGGUAUAGGUUUUUUACGAAAUCCAGAUUUGAAAAUCCACACAAGAAUACACACUGGAGAAAAACGUUUUACUUGUUCUGUAUGUGGUGUAAGUUUUUUACGAAAUUCAGAUUUGGAAAUACACAUGAGAAGGCACACUGGAGAAAAACCACAUUCCUGUUCAAUCUGCAACAAAAGCUUUUGUGACCGAACAAACCUUGUAGUGCAUAUGAGAACACACACCGGUGAGAAACCUUUUCCGUGUUCAAGCUGUGGUAAAAGAUUCUCUCUAAAGGCAAAUUUGAAAACACAUACAAGAAUACACACUGGAGAGAAACCUUUUACUUGUUCAGUGUGUGGUAUAGGUUUUGUACAAAAUCAGUAUUUGAAAAUACACAUGAGAACACACACUGGAGAAAAACCAUAUUCAUGUCCAAGCUGCAGCAAAAGCUUUUGUGAACGAACAAAUCUUGUAACACACAUGAGAACACACACCAGUAAGAAAGUGUUGAGUUGCAGUGUGUGUGACGAAGGAUCCUCUUAUGAGUACCAGCUUAACAAUCACAAGUGUGCUGGUGAGAAUAGCAGCACUAAAUGAAGCUACACAUCUUGAAACGGUUAAGACUGAUAACUUUGUUCUUCUAUCAUCGCCACAUCUAACGUGACCUCAUUGUGUGUGUGCAACACAAUCUUGUUAGUAUGCUUCUACCAUUUAAAUGCAAUAAAAAUAUCACAAA